UUUUUUUUCUCUCUUACUUUCUUCAUCUAAGGUAACAAUGGCACGAUUAGGCCUUUUGAAGAAUCAAGGCAUCUUGAGCAUGCUUUUGAUCGCCAUGGUUAUUUUUUCAACCAUGAUACCUCAAGUCAAAGCUUGGACAGAAGGUAGAUAAUGUCAACGCGUUCCUCGUUUCAUCUAAACUUUUUUAUAGCUGAUUUUGAGAUCUUUGACCUUGUUGAUGCUUUGGAAAAGGCAGAAGGAAAAGAUACUAACUUUUAUAGCUGGUUGGGUGUUUCUCCUUCAGCAAGCCAAGCUGAUAUUAGCAAGGCCUACCGUAAACUUUCUUUAAAAUGGCAUCCUGACAAGAACAAGAACGAUCCCAAGGCCAAAGAAAGGUUCACUCGUCUUGGUGUCAUUGUUUCUAUUUUACGUGACCCUACUAGCCGUGAACGUUACAAUUUCUUUUACAAAAAUGGUGUACCUCGCUGGCGCGGUACUGGCUACUUGUACAGCCGAUUCAGACCAGGUGUAGGCUCUGUUGCUGUGGUGGUCUUGUUAAUUGCUGCAGGUAUGCAGUAUAUUGCAGGACAAAUCAACUAUCGACAAGAAAAGCGCAAGAUUACUCAAUUUGUGAACGAUGCUAGAGCACAAAUGAUUCAAGAUGCACCUAAAGGUCGUGCUCCUACUUUAGGACGCACUUUUAUUGAAAUUGGACAGAGAAAUAUGCGUUGUGAAGUGAAGGGAGAUAACUAUAUUGUGGUCUAUCCUGAUGAACGUACAGGAGAACCUGUUCAUUUGAAUACAAAAUGGGUUACAAAGCCUACUGUCAAGGAUUUGUUUAUUUUUGCUUGGCCUAAGCGUUUGAUUUAUAAAAUGUUGAACAAAAAGGAUGAACAAGUAGAAAUCGAAGAAGACGAAGAACAGGAAGAACAAGAAGAACAAGAUCAAGUAAUCGAUCCACCUAAUAAAAAGUCUGCCAAGAAAUCACUUCGCAAAAGAGGUGGUGGAGAAAAAGUCAAUGUAGUGGGCGCUAAGGUUGGCGGUCGUAGAAGACCUACAAGAAAUUAAUAAAUAAAAGUCUUUCAACUGAAACUUGUUAACGUAAAAAAG
Gilbertella persicaria is the source of this 1089-nucleotide messenger RNA. RefSeq names its product DnaJ domain-containing protein. NCBI's taxonomy places the organism in Eukaryota, Fungi, Mucoromycota, Mucoromycetes, Mucorales, Choanephoraceae. The transcript has 3 exons. Gene Ontology annotation, cellular component: endomembrane system. Bases 151 to 1047 code for a protein of 298 amino acids. The record is from RefSeq and is a predicted model, not a curated record.